AUGAAUCGUCAUCGGAUGAUGAGCUCCAGUUUGAAGAAGAUGCAGAGCGGUGUGAUAAGUCGGGACAAAGUUCAUAUAGAAAAGCUGGCGCUGCAGGCGAUUAUUGGCCCGGACUCCUGGAACCGUGUGACCCCGCAAGAAUGUAACAUCUCUCUGGAGAUGGCAACCGAUUUCGAAAAGGCGUCGCGGUCGGACGAGCUCAAAUACUCGCUAAAUUACGCAGUAAUCUCCAAGGAUAUCUCUCAUUUUGUCAAUCCCCGUCAAAACUACAAAUCUCUGGGAUUGCUAGCUGAACGUGUUCUGCACCAUAUCAAGGAUGGAUACCCUGGUAUCCAAUCUUUGGCUCUGAAGGCACAGGCUGGCGACGCCCAUAUAAGAUCGGAUGGUGUGAGUGUUGUAGUCCACGCACCGGCGAGCGAGCAAACCCCAGAUCAGUUGGUCAUUUCCAACCUUAAACUGCUUACUUUGAUUGGGGUGUUCACUUUCGAGCGUCUGCAGAAGCAGUACGUGACGAUUGAUAUCAAUAUGCCAUGGAUGAGGCAGCCUGAAGGUAAUGUGGAGUACCGUGAUGUGAUAGAUAGUGUCGUGAGUUUUGUGGAGUCCUCCAACUUCAAGACCGUUGAGGCCUUGGUGGACUCUGUUGCGCAAAUCGUCACUCAGCAAGACUAUUUCACGAACCACCCAGACGCGCCAGUGAUUGUGAAAGUCAUAAAACUCAACGCAAUCACUGCAACUAGAGGAGUGGGUGUUAGCUGUACUCGCACCAAGAAAGACUUCUUGGGAAAGCCCCUUUUAGAAGUAAAUUCUUCCUCUGCCCAGCUGGGCAAUGCAUCUUUUAACUUGCCUGUCUCGCGCUCUGCGCAAACCGCAAGUAGUUCGAGUAUGAACGUUGCUUACUUGGCAUUUGGAUCAAAUGUUGGCGACCGCACUUCAAAUAUACAAUGUGCAAUCGACUCCCUGAACGCGCAUAAAGAUUUGCAUGUCACAAAAGUGUCAUCCAUUUUUGAAAGUGAGCCCAUGUACUUCCAAAACCAAAGGUUAUUUCUUAAUGGGUGCAUUGAGGUCAAGACCCUGUUGAGCCCGCAGGAGCUUCUUAAACUUUGUAAGAAAAUCGAAUACGAAGAGCUCAAACGUGUGAAGGAGUUCGACAACGGGCCUCGGAGCAUCGAUCUUGACAUUAUCUUAUACAAAACAGAAGAUGGCGCGAACGUUGUUUUGACCACCGACGACCUCAUUAUACCUCAUCCCCGACUUCUCGAACGCAGUUUUGUCCUAGAGCCUCUCUGCGAGCUAAUCUCAUUUAGUGAAGUCCAUCCAGUGACAGCAGAGCCAAUCAUUGAGCAUCUCAAUCAGAUAUACGAACAAGAGCGGGACGAAGAUGUUCUCUGUAAAGUGAUUCCUUUGCCUCGCAUUGGAGGCAAAGACAGAUUUUUGAAGUUCAAGAACAAGCCUAUUAGAGACAGCGUAACCGGCCGCUUCAGCACCCAAACGAUAUCUUCGACCUACACCAUGGGGAUUUUGAAUACAACACCAGACUCGUUUUCUGACGGCGGCCUGUUGAGUGAUAAUCUGGACAUGCAGGUUGAGAGGAUUCGAGUCAUAGUUCAAGAAGUUUUAAAGCUCAGUGAGCAGGUGAUCAUUGACAUUGGAGGCUGUUCUACAAGGCCAAAUUCUGAGCAGGCCUCGCAACAGCAGGAACUGGAACGUACAAUUCCACUUAUCAAGAAAAUUAGAAGUGACAAAACGAUACCUCAUGAGAAGGUGAUCUUGUCGAUCGAUACGUAUCGUGCUGGUAUUGCGAAGCUGGCUAUUGAGGCCGGAGUUGACUUGGUGAAUGAUAUAUCAGGCGGGCAGUUUGAUGCCGACAUGUUUGCGGUUCUCGCGGAACAUCCCAACGUCGGUUACAUCAUGUCACAUACAAGAGGCGAUACAAGUACAAUGACAAAGCUCACAAAGUACAGUGAUGCUGAGGCCGAAGAAAAUACCAUUGAGUAUGUUUACGGACAUGAAGAACGUGGCGAAGACACGGUUCUCGUCCGCAAUAUAGGACGAGAGCUGGCCCAGCAGUACGCCAAGGCGGUGGAGGUUGGCGUCAAAAGGUGGCAGAUUGUGCUGGAUCCUGGUGUUGGUUUUGCGAAGCAUUCCAUGCAAAACCUUGAGGCGAUCAAGGGCAUCAAUGUGCUCAAAAACUACAGUCUUGCCCGGGACCAGCACUUUAUUCAUUUCCGUAACCUGCCGGUUCUUGUGGGACCCUCGCGUAAAAAGUUUAUAGGGAAGAUCACCGGCGAUGAGACGGCCGCAGACCGGGACUUCACAACGGGCACCGUCGCCGGUGCGUGUGUGGGCUUCGGAGCUGACAUUGUUCGAGUCCACGACACUAAAAAUUGUGUCAAAAGCAUCAGAAUGGCAGACGCGCUGUACCGGCAAACGCUCUAA
Messenger RNA from Lachancea thermotolerans CBS 6340, 2436 nucleotides. RefSeq names its product trifunctional dihydropteroate synthetase/dihydrohydroxymethylpterin pyrophosphokinase/dihydroneopterin aldolase FOL1 (gene FOL1). Gene Ontology annotation, biological process: tetrahydrofolate biosynthetic process. Lineage: Eukaryota; Fungi; Ascomycota; Saccharomycetes; Saccharomycetales; Saccharomycetaceae. The coding region runs from base 1 to 2436 and encodes 811 amino acids. The transcript has a single exon. The record is from RefSeq and is a predicted model, not a curated record. Gene Ontology annotation, molecular function: dihydropteroate synthase activity; dihydroneopterin aldolase activity; 2-amino-4-hydroxy-6-hydroxymethyldihydropteridine diphosphokinase activity. Gene Ontology annotation, cellular component: mitochondrial envelope.